Neospora caninum is the source of this 957-nucleotide messenger RNA. RefSeq lists its product as uncharacterized. The transcript has 2 exons. Lineage: Eukaryota; Apicomplexa; Conoidasida; Eucoccidiorida; Sarcocystidae. Bases 1 to 957 code for a protein of 318 amino acids. The record is from RefSeq and is a predicted model, not a curated record.
AUGAUGAGGUCAUUCAAGUCCAUUCUUGUACCCCUGUCGGCGGUUGUCGCAACGGCCGAACUCGGGUUUCUACCUAAUUCUCAUGUUUACGUCGUGGGUGCCGAGACAAACGACGUGGCACUCAGUCUUCCGGAAGACGUGCAGGAGAACCCGGAGGGACACAGCGAGAGCUCGCAAGAAGUUGACGUCUUCGGGGAGGGAUGGAACAAGUUUGAGGGUCCGGGGUUCGGAGAAUUCCCAAGCGUUGACUUCCGACACCUGUAUGCACAAGUUCAGGAGAUGAUGCGGGCGUUUUCGGGUCUAGGCGUGGAGCCUUUUGGCCGGCCUUUUUUCGGGGAGUCUCCCGGUUCUCCCGCCUUCCCCCGGCUGAGAAUUGCGAAACCCAAAACCUCGCUCAAGCGAGUUGGCGCGUGCCGUUACGUCAUUUCCUGGAUGCAGGGCGUGACGGCGAACAACGUGCGCGUGGUGUUGCACUUGCAGAGUCGUCAGGUUGAGGUUCAGUAUCGCGCAUGCACUCGCCAUGAUGAGAAGACCGAGCACGGGGAGAGUCACAGCGAGUCGAGAGAGCAGUCCUCUCAGUCCGUGUCUGUGGACCCUGAGUGCAUUAUGACCCGCGAGGUUGUCGCACAGAAACUAGCUGGGUGGGCGGACAACGGAGAGAGUGUACCGCCAGGCUCUCCGAAAAAGCUGCUCAUUACAUUCCCUUCUCCCGAACACAUCAACCAGCUGAUCAAGGAAGGGCACGUUCCAGAGGGGGCUCUGGAAAAAGUCAAGGGGGGAGAUUUUUCGGAUUUCACACCGACACAGAUGUGUCUGCUUUCCGGCAGAACUCCUCACGAGUGUGCGCUGGCGGAGGGCCAGCAAGUCGAGCUCGAGGAAACGCCUCUUCCCUCGAGCCCGAGCACUCCCGAUAGUGUCGACCUUCCUCGUUUCUCGAACCAUAACGGAGAAAUAUAA